AUGAGACCCUCUACUGCUGCCGUUGUUGUCUUCCGCUUGUGGUCGUUACUAGGUCUUAAUACUAUCGUGGUUACGCAGCGUACCAAUGGAGGUUAUCGCCCAGAAAACCUAUCACCCUGUGCACUGGCAUGUCUACAAGGCGCCGUUCCUAUUUCCCGCUGCGAGAUUUCUGACAUUGAAUGUCAGUGUGAAGAUAAAGAGUUCAUCAAGCACGCCUCAGCCUGUGCGGUGAAAACCUGUAAACUAGAGGACCUGAUGCAACUAGUCCGAGGGGAUGCUACGCAAUGCAACCGGUCCGACACAAAUCAUCAAAACCUGAUGAUCGCGCUAGCUAUCACUACACCAACACUCACCUUUACAGCGAUAGUCUUACGUAUCUUGUCCAGGCUGUGGACAGUCCGUAAGCUAUGGUGGGAUGACUGGAUGCAUAUACUCGCAGGGGUAUUCGCAAUACCCCUAAGCAUUUUUGGAAACUUCUGUGUUAGUCAAGGAUUCGGACGUCACCUCUAUGAUAUCAAAGUCGAAUCCCUCACCCAGAUAACCGACCUCUACUUCUGGUGGUACAUGUGCCAGGUCUUCUGGCCAUUCACUGUAUUCUUCGUCAAAAUGUCCAUCCUACUCCUCUACCUCCGCAUCUUUCCAAUCGCCCUGUUCAGGAGGGUCAAUUUCCUCUGCAUCGGCUUCUUAAUUGCAUCCUUCCUCGUCACCACACCGAUGGCAAUCUGGCAAUGCAGACCCCUCCGAGCCGCAUGGGACUACGACAUCGACAACGCCCGGUGUCUAAAUAUCGCAUCCGUAGCCUACGCCAACGCUUCACUAAACAUCAUCACCGAAGUCCUAAUCUUAAUCCUCCCAUUCCCCGUCCUUCGGACACUCCAUGUCUCGCGGAGAAAGAAGGUAGCCCUAAUCUCUGUCUUCAGUGUCGGUACAAUAGUAAUCGGAAUAGCAUCCGCACGCAUGCCCGCGCUCGGCAAAAUGGGAACAUACUACGAUCCCCCCUCUUCCCAAGCUCCUGCGUUCCUGCUUAGCUGCGUCGAGGCAGCCAUGGCGCAUGUCUGUGCCGCUGCCCCGGUUAUCUAUACGGCCAUCGUGCAGAUGAAACGGGCACAUGGGAAGGGCUCGCAGUCGUCGCCUUCUACUUCUCGUGAGGGACAGGCUGGGCCAGAUCAGGUUGGUGGGUCGGAGCACUCGAGGAGGAAAUCCCAGGCGGCGAUCUACUCCUCGUUGCAUAUGUCGGAUGUGGCUAUUAUGGGUCGGGGCUGGAUGCAAAGUCAACGUUGGUCGAGGGGUUCUGCACAUUCGGCUCAUCAUUUGGAGCGUGCUCAUAGUGCUUUUUACUCUGAUCCUGAGUUAGCGGCUAGCCCACGUCCUGGUUUGAUACGUAUGGGUACUAGUCGCGGAAGUUGUGGCUCGACUGGAGGGUUGGCUUUGUUUCCAACCCCUGAGAUAGGUGAUCGGAUCGAGGAAGUCUGA
This is a messenger RNA of Aspergillus pseudotamarii, 1473 nucleotides long. RefSeq names its product CFEM domain-containing protein. The record is from RefSeq and is a predicted model, not a curated record. The transcript is spliced from 7 exons. The coding region runs from base 1 to 1473 and encodes 490 amino acids. Lineage: Eukaryota; Fungi; Ascomycota; Eurotiomycetes; Eurotiales; Aspergillaceae.